Messenger RNA from Pelmatolapia mariae (spotted tilapia), 850 nucleotides. Its product is annotated as protein mono-ADP-ribosyltransferase PARP11-like. The transcript is spliced from 6 exons. Gene Ontology annotation, cellular component: nucleus. The coding region runs from base 1 to 774 and encodes 257 amino acids. NCBI's taxonomy places the organism in Eukaryota, Metazoa, Chordata, Actinopteri, Cichliformes, Cichlidae. The record is from RefSeq and is a predicted model, not a curated record. Gene Ontology annotation, molecular function: NAD+ poly-ADP-ribosyltransferase activity; NAD+-protein mono-ADP-ribosyltransferase activity.
AUGGGGGAAAAUACAGAUGAGGAUAUGGAUACAUCUGACACCCCUUGCUGGUGGUAUUACCUGGCCGACUGUGGACAGUGGCACCAGUUUGAGGAUGACCACAAUCUCACCUUUAGCAGUGAGGAUGUUGACACGUGUUCCUGUUUCAGCCUCCCUUCCUGGGAAUCAUUUGAUCCCGAAUCGCCAUACCAGUUAAUCCCUCUGAGUGAACACUCCCCCGAGUAUCAGACAGUGGAACAUUAUGUAAAGACCGAUGGGCUGUUGGGCAAAACCAUUCUGUCAAUCUACAGGAUACAGAAUUUGGAUCUUUGGGAAUUAUAUUGCAGGAAAAAGAAACAGCUGAUGAGGAUUCAAGGCAUUAAAGAAAUUCAAGAGAAACAACUCUUUCAUGGGACUGAUAUUAAAAAUGUGGAUUACAUUUGCAAGUAUAACUUUGAUGUACGGUUAGCUGGACAAUAUGGCACAUAUGGCAAAGGAAUUUAUUUUGCCAAACAUGCAACAUAUGCCGACGGAUACAGUAAGAGCAGCUCGAAACCACUGCCAGUUUAUGGUGGGAAAACACAACUUGUACACUCUGGAGAAACUAAAAUUAUAUUUUUGGCUCGGGUGAUGACUGGAAAACCAGUUGCUGGACGAUUUCUUAUCCAAAAACCCGAUGAUGGGAGUCCUGAAAACUUGCAUGACAGCUGUGUUGAUGAUGUCUCUCAUCCUAGAAUUUUUGUCAUUUUUGAUCCAAAUCAAAUAUAUCCGGAGUAUGUGAUUCAGUACAGCUGAGCGCAACAUGUGCAAGAUCAACGUGGCUACCUCAAACAGUACAUUUCAAGCAUAAUUCCUGAUGGCUUCGAUGAAG